This is a messenger RNA of Exophiala spinifera, 6093 nucleotides long. RefSeq lists its product as uncharacterized. The coding region runs from base 1 to 6093 and encodes 2030 amino acids. The record is from RefSeq and is a predicted model, not a curated record. The transcript is spliced from 2 exons. Gene Ontology annotation, biological process: protein import into nucleus; mRNA export from nucleus. Gene Ontology annotation, cellular component: nuclear pore. Gene Ontology annotation, molecular function: structural constituent of nuclear pore. Lineage: Eukaryota; Fungi; Ascomycota; Eurotiomycetes; Chaetothyriales; Herpotrichiellaceae.
AUGGCCGAAGACAUUGAUGUCCGAGCCAUCUCGGCCUUUUCCUCACUUCCGGAGAACACCAUCACGACGUUGCGCCAGACUCCUUCGCCAGAGUUGAUUGACGAAAUCCUUCGAGCUUUUCUCCCGCGGAUAAAAGAGUGUGAACAGACAAAGGCGAAACAGGUCAAGACGGAGAUCGAGCUAGAAACAUACACGCGUAAAAAUGACUCCAAGGUUAAGGCUCUCUCAGAGUCGCGGGACAAGGCUCUUGAGCAGGCAGGCAAACUGCGUGGUGAAUUGCAGAUUGCUGAAACCGCAAAGACCAGACUGGAAACCGAAAUCGACCAAAUGCGCUCGGCUACGGCAAACGAAAACUCCGAGAUCAGCACUCUCAAGUCACGAGUCACCUCGCUCGAAGCUGCCAACCGCGACACACUUGCCCUUCUUGAGUCCAAGACUACCGCAUACGAAAGCCUGUCGCAGGAACUUGCCGCUCAGCACCAAAAGGCCGCAGAACUUCGGAAGCAGAUCGCUACCCUCGAGCAAUCAGUACAGUCCGCUAAUGCCUCCGUCGCUAGCGCGAAGUUCAAGGAGCAGAGCCUACUACAAGAGGUGGACAUGCUUAAGAAGAACAACGAGUGGCUGGAAAAUGAAAGAAAGAUCAAAGCCGAUGAGCAUACAAAUUUCCGCAAAGAGAAGAAUGCUCGAAUUUCCGAAUUGUCCAGAUCUAAUGAACAAUACAUUGCUGAAGCUGAAGCCUUGAGACGGUCCGAAACGGCGCUUAAGCAUCGAUUGGAGGAGCAGGCAACGAAACUUGAGGAGACGCUAGAGGAAAUCCAAAAGAUUCGCGAAGAAAAAAUUUCCUCAGACGAAUCCCAUCGAGUUGAACUUGAAAGUGUUACUCGCCUGGCUGAUUUGCAAGCUGCGUCGGCCGAAACUGCGAAACAACGAGUCCAAGAACUUUCUGCCGCCUUGGAAGAGGCCCGCGAAGAGGCAGCAGAAGAAGUUGGCACCAUUCGAGCCGAGAUCGAGUCUGAGCACAAUGACCGUGUUGCUGCCGAACAACGAAUUGCCGAACUGGAGAGGUCUCUGGAAGAGUUAUCAAAUGAGCUCGAACAAGCCCGAGCACGACCAAGCACUCCGCAGCGUGCAAUGAACGGCUCAGGUAUCACCACGCCUAUUCGAGCUGGUACCCCUGGGGGCAUCUUUUCGCCUUCCUCCAUCUCAAGGCCGAGGACCCAAAUGACAAUGACUCAACUUUACAAUGAAUACACGAAACUCGAAGGAGAUCUUGCAAGCGAGAGACGAGCCAAUGAGCAACUGCGCGAGAACCUUGAUGCAAUGGUCGAGGAACUCGAGAACAACAAGCCUGAGAUUGAAGAAUUACGGAUGGACCACGAUCGACUACAGAGUGAAGUCGUGGAGAUGUCCAGCAUCAUGGAUAAGGCUAAUGCUGAGCGAGACUCCGCUGUCAAAGAACUCAAGCACUGCCAAGGCCAGCUCGAGAGCAAGUCGAGAGAAGUCGAAGUCCUCACGCAGCAACUUCGAGAUACAGGCUCGCAGAUCCGCUUCCUCUUAAUCGAACAGCAUGUUAGAGAACAAGGCGGCUCUUUGACUCGGGAGGACUUUGAUGACCUUGAGAGACAGGCCAACGAAGCCAUGGCCCAAGACAUGGCCAACUUGUCCGAGACACAGCAAUUAGUCAACCAACGCCUGAUCGUUUUCAAGAACAUCGACGAGCUUCAGCGACAAAAUCAAGACCAACUCAAGACCAUCCGUAAUCUUGUCAGUGAACUUGAAAGCAGCGUUGCGAAAGAGAAGGAACAGCAACAACUUGCUAUGAAAGAGGAGCUCGAGCAGGCUCGUGCUCAAAUAUCCUCAUACCAGGACGAACUUAAGACCAUGGUUGCUCAGACCAAGAGUUUUGUCAAGGAAAGAGACAUGUUCCGCAAUAUGUUGACACGACGUGGUCACCUAGCCGCUGGACAAGUGCAUCCUACGGACUUCUCCAGGUCACUCCCUGUUCCCAAUGGGGAGUCACCGGCUCCUUCAGUGGCAGGUGGCGAGUCUGAUUAUGCCAAGUUACUCAAAGACUUGCAACACCACUUCGAUACGUACCGACAAGAAGCCUCCACCGACCACUCGGCGUUGAAGACUCAAGUUGACGAGUUGAGCAGAAAGAACUCCCAAUUACAAACAGAGAUCAGCCGCGCCAUGGGGCAACUGACAGCUGCUAACCAACGGUAUGAGAUGCUCCAAGCCAAUUACAACUCUCUGAAGACCGAGAACGGAGAAAUCCAGAAGAGAUCGUACGCUGUCAUGGACAAUGCCAACAAGCAGGAAGUCAAGGCGCAGCAAGUUGCUGAAGAGCUUGUUGAGGCCAGAGCUCUGGUGGAGAGCUUGCAGCGCGAUUCUGCCAACCUCAAGGCCGAGAAGGAUCUCUGGAAGACCGUGGAGCGAAGACUGAUCGAAGACAAUGAAUCUUUACGAAAUGAGCGUGGCCGACUAGAUCAGCUCAAUGCAAGCUUGCAAUCAAUCAUCAACGAGCGUGAGCAAACUGAUGCAGAGAGCAGACGUCGUCUUCAAUCACAAGCCGAAACACUAGAGACAGAGCUCCAGUCUGUGAAGAGGAAGCUCAACGACGAGAUCGAGGAAAGCAAAAAGGCCUCCUUGCGGCGUGAAUACGAACAUGAACAAAGUCAAAAGAGGAUUGACGACCUCGUCACAACGCUGGGCACCACAAAAGAAGAGCUGGCUUCCGCCAAAACCGCAAGAGAUCAUCUUCAAGCCAGAGUAGACGAACUUUCGGUUGAACUUCGCUCUGCAGAAGAGCGUCUAGAGGUUUUGACCAGACCUGCCGAACCAGCCGCUCAAGAAAAUGGCACAGAGGAGAGCAGUCUCACCAAGGAGCAAGAAUUGUCAGUGGAGAUUUCUGAACUCAAACGAGAUCUCGACCUCAAAGUUUCUGAGCUUGAGAGAGCCAACGAACAGGUUGAGGUCUACAAGAAUAUUAGUCAGUCAAGCGAAGAGCGACUUCAAGAGCUUAGCGAGACCAAUGACCAGUAUCGGGAGGAGACAGAAGCUGUACUCGCUGAGAAAGAUGGUAAGAUAAAGGACCUUGAGCAACGCAUUGAAGAUAUCUCGUCAGAGCUUAACACUACCAACUCCGAACUAUCCAAGCUCCGAGACGAACAGGCCGACGCAGGCCGGAAGCUCCACGAACAAAAGGCUGGCUUUGAAGCUGAGAUUGAACGACUCAAAGAGGAAGCUGAGAAGAGCGCCGAGCAAGCUCAAUUCAACCUGGAAGCUUCCAAAGUGCAAGCACAGAUCGCCACAGAAGCUCAGCAGAAUUACGAGAAUGAGCUUGUCAGACACGCAGACGCCGCAAAGGCGCUGCAUACAGUCCGAGAGGAAGCCAACCAGAUCAAGCUGGAGGCAGUUGACCUACGUACUCAGGCGGCGACUGCAAAGGCGGAUCUGGAACAGAAAGAGGCCAGCUGGAACGAGCUGAAGGAUCGAUACGAAAGAGAAGUGUCUGAUCUUAAGCAGCGCCGAGAAGAAGUCAUGCAGCAAAACACCCUACUUCAUAAUCAACUCGAACGACUAACACAACAAAUCAGCACCCUUCAGCGUGAUCGUGCCGCUUUGGCUGAAGGCGAGAAUGCCGAAGGCCCGACGCAGGCAUCUGCCGAACUCGACGAGUCGCAGGAGAUGAUACGAUAUUUGCGACGUGAAAAGGAGAUCAUUGAAGUUCAACACCACAUUUCAGUCCAAGAAAGCAAGAGAUUGCGCCAGCAACUGGAACUUGCUCAGUCUCAACUAGAUGACACUCGACUGAAGCUUGACCAGCAACGCCGUGCUGAAGUUGAUGCUGAGCGCAAUGCUAUCAACCACAACAAGCUCAUGGAGACUUUGAACGAGCUGAAUCUUUACCGGGAAAGCAGCGUGACUUUGCGAGCGGAGCUGAAACAAGCCAAGGAUUCCCUCGCGGAGAGAUCUAAGCGUGUGGAGGAGCUCGAGGGCAAAAUUCACACUUUGAACACUCGUGUUGCAGAACUCGAAAACCUGGUCGAACUUCGUGAAGGUGAGCUGAAGCUGAGCCAGGAAGAUCGUGAUCACUGGCAACAACGCUGUCAAAACAUUCUUUCCAAAUACGACCGUGUUGACCCGGCCGAGCUGGAGGCUCUCAAAGAGAAGAUCGCUACACUAGAAAAAGAACGUGAUGAGAUCAAGACAGAAUAUGACAGUGCUGUUGCCGAACGCGAUGAGGCGCGAACCGCUCUGCAGAAGCAUGUUGAUGACCUUCCUACCGUCAUCAAGAAUGCCAAAGCAGAACAAAAGACUGUGCUUGAGACUCAGUUCAAGGAGGUCCUCCGAAAGAAUCGAACGGUAUUGGUUGAGAGAAAGGCUGAGCUAGAUGCCGCGCUAGCUGAAAAAGUGGUUUUGCAGGAAGAAUUGGACUCUGCCAAAGCACAACUUGCAGCUGCACCAACUGAAAGUGCAGUGUCUGUUCCCCAGGCCAACGGUGUUGCUGAGGUUCAGCCGACAGUCGUUCCAACUGACGGCCCAAGUAGUACCACCGAUAAUACAGCGGUGCCCGAACUUGAGGCCAAAGUCAGGGAACUGGAGGCUUCUCUUGUCGCAAAGGACAAGGAAAUCCAGGACAUGACUUCUUCUCAGGACGAAAAGUACAAUAAUAGGAUAUCAGCAAUGGAGAAGAUACUCAACAAGCGUCUGCAAGAGGUAAAGACUGAAGCCCAGCAAGCAAAGGUUGCUGCAUUGGAGGAGUUGCGCACCAAACUUGACGCUGAGCAUCAACAAGAAAUGGAAGCGCUGCGAGCCAGCUCUGUUCCCGUGGCCGCGGAUUUGCAGCAAGCCACCGGCGAUACUCCAAAUGCUGCAACUGAGGUAGCUCCGAGUGCGGCGACUGAGACUGCUACACCUGUCGGCGCCGACCAGCUGACAGAAGAAGUUCUGUUGGCCAUUCCGGAAGACAAGGCCAGAUUCCUCGUUCAGAAGCAUGAAGUUCUCCGCAAAAUGGUUCAGACCAAUAUCAGAAACCGAGUUGAAAAGGAGCGAGAAAGCCUGCGUGAGACAAUCCGAAAGGAGAUCGGAGAGGAAACUGCGACCCAAGGCAGCCAGCCUUCCUCUCAACAGAUCGAAGAACUCGAGCGGCGAUUCGAACAAGAGAAAGAGUCCAUCAUCCGGCAGAAGGAGUCCGAGUGCAAUGCUGAAAAGCAGACACUCGCCAAGCAAUAUGAAGAUAAACUCGCCCGGGAGAAGCAAGAUUUAAUCGUCAAGCAUCAUGAGGAGCUGAGCUCACAGAGACUCCAAUUUGAUCAAGAGUCGGAACGGAAGAUUCAAGAACAGGUUCGAAAUGCUGAACAGAUGAUGGAGAAGCGUGGUGCAGUUAAGUUGAAUAUGGCUACGAACAAAGCCGCAGCGGCCACUGCUAAAUUGGAGGUGGUGAAAAAGGCGGCAGAAGAAACACCUGAAAAACCAGUUGGGGAGGUCUGGAACAUUGCUAAGGACACCAAACCUCCACCAGCUGCUCCAAAACCAGCAGCCACUGCCACAUCUUCUGCUCCGGCUGCAUCUGCUCCAGCAGCCGCUCCUUCACAGCCUCCUGCAACUCCAGACAGCAAGACGAAUGGAAAUGCACAAGCUACAUCCACUGAACAACCUGCACCUGCCACUGCAACUGCUGCGGUCAAGACUGAAGCUUCAGCACAAAAACCUCCUCAGCAGCAGACCGGCGCCCAAGCUACCACGACUGAAAAUGCCAAACAACCUCAGGCGGGCGGUGCUGCUUUGAUGCAUCAAUUGCAGUCAGGUAUUCCACGAGGUGGUUCAAUUCGUGGUCCUCGGGGUAGCGGUAUUCCUCGAGGAAGAGGAGCACCAAGAGGUCGAGGAGGUGCACCUCAUGUUCAGACGGGUAUUCCACAGCAGGCUAGGGGAGGCGGUCAUGUGGGCAGUCCUGGACGGGGGAACUUGAAUCCUCAAGCUGCACAGUUCACUCCAGGAGGAGGCAAUAAGCGUGCUAGGGAAGAUGGAGGGUCUGCCGAUGACGGUGGUCAAGGAAAGAGAAUUCGUGGUGAAGGAGCGUCUUCUUGA